This is a messenger RNA of Chelonus insularis, 2717 nucleotides long. RefSeq lists its product as uncharacterized. The transcript has a single exon. The coding region runs from base 41 to 2005 and encodes 654 amino acids. NCBI's taxonomy places the organism in Eukaryota, Metazoa, Arthropoda, Insecta, Hymenoptera, Braconidae. The record is from RefSeq and is marked provisional.
UUUUAACAUACUUUCGACAAAUCUCGUUUGGUAAUGAAAGAUGUGGAAUUUACGCGAACAGUUGUUAAAUAAAAUCGCUAAACCACAUUUUCUUACAAUCAAAUAUAAAGUUAACUCGGUUACGACAUAUAAUACAUUAACUAUUGAUUUUUCUAAAUUUAUCGAAAUUUUAGAAAAGAAUAAAUCAGCUUCUUUUUUUUUGUGCUUAAUGUGUCAUAUUAAAGUUUAUCGCUCAUGUAGAUAUUGCACUCCUUUCAUGCAAUAUCCUCGUACGUUCAUUUUAAAAACAUCAAAACGAUUUUAUUGUAUGCCUCAACCUAGUUUAUUCACGAAAAAAAAUUAUUCUUACUUUCAAUCAAUUAUUUGGUUUAUCUAUAAAGUUCAUAUAAACGAACUUAAUGAUACAACUGUACCUCAUAAUCUACAAUAUCCUAAACGCCUCAUUUAUCGCCAAGCUCCACUUUUUCGAAUACCUAAACAUAUCAUUGAUAUGGAGCAUUUGAAAUACUAUCAGUUUAUAAACGAUAAAUUUAAAGGAGGUUCUUUAAUGCAACAGAAAUCUGGCAAACUCAGUUAUAUGAGAGUAAGAAUAUUAGGAGUGAAUGCUUUGGGUCUAAGAAUGACAUUAACAAUUGAUAACAAUCUGGGACCAAAUGAUGUAAGCAUUCCACGACAUAUGUUCGAUUGUUUAGAUUUAGCUACACCCUAUGUAAUCAUUAAUCGCGAUCCAUCUAUUAAUGACUGUGCAAUUUAUGCAUGUGAAUUAUUGAGUUAUCGGAAUCUCAACGACAAUACAAUACAUGUAAAUCCGUAUGUACUUGAAGGAUUACAUGCAGAUCAAGAUGGCGAUGACUUGAAUGUAUACUACUUAAAACGAGACAAAGAAAUUCCAAGUUUUUUAAUGUUGCGAGCAACAUCUGAGCUUCUACGGCUUUCGUGGAAGUACGGAAGACGCCGAAACGUUUGCAAUCAGAGUAAAUAUUCAUUUGGCCAGUAUCAUAUGCUGUUAUUGCAGUUGUACGAUAAUUACUUUCAAGAUAAAUCAAUGUUAUGGAAAUCCCUCUCAUUCACAUAUCAGAAUGUUUCAGAAAGAGCUAAAGUUUUGAUGCAAUUGGGUUGUACAAUUUGGAGAGAUGACAUCGAUGUGUUCAUCAAUGUAUUACAAAAUUUUGGAGCUCGAAUUUGUUUAUCAUUGACAACUGUGAAUGAAAUGAUAAAUGGCACAGGUAUACUUCUCGAUGUUAUAAAAUCUGGUGCAAAAGGAUCGUUGGAGCACAUAAAAAUGUUUACAAAUGUAUUGCAAGAACAUACUGAAAUCGGAAAAAAGAAUUACAUAUGUAAUCUUCAACAAAGUUUUAACAAUUACGUAAAUGCAAGCAAGAGCAUUUCAUUAUUAGGCCAACAAUUGUUUAUUUUAUUAUCGGUAUUCCAGCCACUGUAUCUGUUAAGUAACGACAUAUACAUAAAAAAUAAUACUCGUAUUAUAAAAAAUGUCUCUAAAUGUCUUUUCUAUAAUAAAUGGAUUUAUCAAAUUGAAGCAGUAUUUUCCACAUUUAAUGAUCUCAAGCGGCAUAAAAAAAGCCAGACACAAAUUAAUUCUGAUUUUGUAAUGAGUCCAAAUAUUUUAUUGAAAAAAUAUAAAAUAAACCAGAUUUCAAGAAACACCAUAUCAUUCGAACCUAGAAAAAUCGAAAAUUGUAGAGUGGUAAGAUAUUUUGAUUCUCUAGGAAGAACUGCAGAAAUCAACAGUAGUUCAAACUUCAUUCUAGCACGACCACAUAGUAUUCUAUACUCGAAGUAUGGUAAUUAUGUUAGUCGUGACUAUAGACGACUAGUGUCCAUAGACAUGUUAUAUGAGCGUGUUUGUGAUUAUCUAAAAUCAAUCAGAAACAGUGAUGAGUUGCAUAACUAUUUGGUUAUUGACUCAAUAAAAAUUAUUCCAGUCUUACAUAAAUUACCGUCCAACUACAAAAAUAAGUUUUAUUUUCUACGGAUAAUUUACUGAACUCACGCAACAUCAUAAAGAGUAUAUAAAAACAAAAAAAAAUUUUUUUUAAUGUGCAUCAAAAAAUUAUGUAAAUAUAUACUCGAUGCAUGAAUACAUGUCCAGUAAUAAGUACAGGAGUUCAAAAAUGGGAUCUUUUUUUUAUUCCUUUCCUUUCUCGUGUUAUAAAUGUUCAGUAUUGAUCGUAGCUCAGCAACAAAUGAACUCGAAAAAAAACAGGCAUUAUGACAAAUUCUAUCAAAUUUACAAUUUUUUUUUUUCAAAUUUCAAAAAGUAAUGGCAAUUAAUCAAUAUUUCGUUAGUUUGCACAUUCAACAUAAAUGUAGCAAUCGAUUAGAAAUUAAAAAUAACUCCAAAAAUUUAAUUUGUUGAUGAGCUAAGAUAAAUUGUUUAAAAAAUAACAGUAUUUUCGACAUAAACAAUUUAAUAUCUUUAGAACCAUUAAUUGUAGAGACUUAAGACUGCUUUUAUUGGUUCAUCUCUUGAUCUCUGAUGCGUUUUCUUUUUAGAUAUUCAAUACAAGAAAAGCUAUUUUUUCAUGAACAAACAUUUUGCCAUGUGGUCGAAAAUUUAUACUGAGUUUUGCCGUCAUUAAAAACAACCUAGUAAACCAAAAACCUAUUUACAUAAAAAACUACAAAACAUAUCUGCUCAGGAAUCCUAGGGCUCCGACCCACCUGGGACUUUACCAGACGAGACUGUCCUGCAAACA